Molecule: messenger RNA, 507 nt
Organism: Dichotomopilus funicola
Lineage: Eukaryota; Fungi; Ascomycota; Sordariomycetes; Sordariales; Chaetomiaceae
Product: V-ATPase proteolipid subunit C-like domain-containing protein
Exons: 5
Coding region: 1-507 (168 amino acids)
Biological process (GO): proton transmembrane transport
Cellular component (GO): proton-transporting V-type ATPase, V0 domain; membrane
Molecular function (GO): proton-transporting ATPase activity, rotational mechanism
Source: RefSeq, a predicted model, not a curated record
AUGGAUGAGUUCAUUAACCUCGACCGGUGCCCGGUAUAUGCUUCCGUCUUUGGAGCUCUCGGUUGUGCAUUUGCCAUCAUCUUUUCCGUCAUCGGCUCGAGCUAUGGCACCGCCAAGUCGGCCGGAGCCAUCUUCUCCUCGGGUGUUAUCCGCCCGGACAGGCUGAUGCAGAACUCCCUCUGCGCCAUCAUGGCCCAGAUCAUCUCCAUCUAUGGCCUGGUAGCCGCCGUCAUUAUCUCCAACAGCCUGACCGAAAAGAUGGCCCUUUAUACGGGCUUUAUGCAGCUCGGUGCCGGCCUGGCCGUAGGUCUCUGUGGGUUAGCCGCGGGGUUUGCGAUUGGUAUCAUUGGAGAUGCGGGUGUACGCGCCAGCACGCAACAGCCCCGUCUCUAUGUCGGCAUGGUUCUCAUUCUUAUCUUCGCCGAGGUUCUAGGCCUGUACGGCGUUAUUGUUUCCAUCCUGAUGCUCACUCGAUCGACUUUGGGAGUCACUCCGUGCCCCUACUAG